AUGGCAUCGCUGCACCCGUUUAUGAUUCGCAUGAAUUAUGUGGAUCGAUCAACACCUUUCAGUAGCCGGAUGCGCAGAAGACGCUACUCGUCCACUCUCUCCAGCAACUCGAACCAGUUUGCAGAUCAGAACAACAAUGAGCUGCUGCUACCGAUCGUCAACCCAUCGGGCAAGCGUCGUAAGCUUUCGGCCUGCAUUUACAAGCCAAUCCCGAUACCGGACGAAGGUUCGAAGGACGCUGUCGAACGAUCCCCACUGCUGGCUUUACAUCUGUUCGAAGGAUGCUCCGUUACACUCAGGAAUGAGCAAACUGUAUCGGUGUCGACCGAAAGAUUUCUAGCAAUCGGACGGCUGUACUGUCAGGAUAAUGCCGUUACAUCGAUGGCGUAUUACGUGCCCCGCAUGGUUCCCGUCUCUAUGGUUUCAAGCUCAUACGCUUGCCUCGACCCUGAGCUGAAAACGGAAACGAUCAUCCACUGUACGAAGAUCGAGUUCCGCCGCAGAUAUUUACCGGUAGCAACGCAAACAGUCGAAAACGAUCAACGCCGGGAGGAUCAUGAACAGCAGCCAUGUUUUACGUCAUACGCUUGCUGGAACGUUUCGGAAUAUUAG
Molecule: messenger RNA, 612 nt
Organism: Anopheles marshallii
Lineage: Eukaryota; Metazoa; Arthropoda; Insecta; Diptera; Culicidae
Exons: 2
Coding region: 1-612 (203 amino acids)
Source: RefSeq, a predicted model, not a curated record